GAAAAUGGGAAGAGGGAAAGUAGAGGUAAAGAGAAUAGAGAAUGCAACAAAGAGAGAGGAGACGUUCUCAAGAAGAACAAAUGGUUUGCUUAAGAAAGCCUUUGAGCUUUCCCUUCUCUGUGAUGCUGAGGUUGCUCUUCUCAUCUUCUCUCCUUCUUCUCCAAAACCCCAUCUCUUCUCCAGCCAUGGCAUGGAUAGGACCAUGAUAAGAUAUCGCCGUGAAAAGGGAUCGGGCACCACGAACAACAGUGGAAUUAGGACGUUCGAGGUGUGGAAGGAUGAAAUGGAAGAAAUGAAGAGAAUGCUUGAGGCCUUAGAAACUAAACACAAGCAUUUUGCCGGAGACGAUCUAUCGACGUUAGGGAUGAAAGACUUACAGAAACUCGAGCGUCAAUUGAGGAUCGGAGUUGAUCGUGUACGCUCUAAAAAGCGGCGUCUUUUAUCCGAGCACAUAAGCUUACUCAAGAGAAACCUAAAAAGCAUGCAAGAGAAGAACACCCUUCUUAACAAGAAAUUGAAGGAUGGCAUCGAUGGUAAUUCAUCACUCGAUCAUGAUAUACAGAGCUUAAAAAUAGCUGGAGGAAGACCGACAAUCGUCUUUGUGAGCGAGAAGAGUCUUGAAUAUGAUCUUAAAUGCAAUUCAACCAAAAAGCCGAACGUGAACCUAAGCUUUGUUUAUGGUUUAACGUUCGGUUCCAAUUAAUAAGCUUUUCUGUAUUCUUAAAAACUGUGUACGUGUUACUGAGUUAUAAGUCAGGUAAUGGUUUCUUUUCCUGUUUGAAA
Messenger RNA from Cynara cardunculus var. scolymus (artichoke), 783 nucleotides. RefSeq names its product MADS-box transcription factor 6-like. Gene Ontology annotation, molecular function: RNA polymerase II cis-regulatory region sequence-specific DNA binding; DNA-binding transcription factor activity, RNA polymerase II-specific; protein dimerization activity. Bases 5 to 703 code for a protein of 232 amino acids. Gene Ontology annotation, biological process: regulation of transcription by RNA polymerase II. The transcript is spliced from 8 exons. Gene Ontology annotation, cellular component: nucleus. The record is from RefSeq and is a predicted model, not a curated record. NCBI's taxonomy places the organism in Eukaryota, Viridiplantae, Streptophyta, Magnoliopsida, Asterales, Asteraceae.